Molecule: messenger RNA, 2647 nt
Organism: Aaosphaeria arxii CBS 175.79
Lineage: Eukaryota; Fungi; Ascomycota; Dothideomycetes; Pleosporales
Product: HET-domain-containing protein
Exons: 3
Coding region: 341-2527 (728 amino acids)
Source: RefSeq, a predicted model, not a curated record
GAGGGAUGGGUGAGGUGGCGGUUUGUCCGGUCUGUGGGGAUUUUGAAGGGGAUGAGAGGGCGGUUGCGCACCAUGUUGAAGGGCAUUUUGGGGGGUGAUGGGGGAGGGAAGGGAUAUGGAUGGUGGAUUAGCGAGAAUUAUGUGCGAAUGAUUUGGAACAUCAAGCUACAUACAUAGGCUAUCUCUGGUCAAAAUCAGAUCUACAGCCUCGCGAGGCAUAGCCAGUGAUUGAUCAUUGUGCAAGAAGCCGGACAUGUUAGGCUGACCGACGAAGCCAAGUCUCAGCCUUGUCGCUGUUGCCUACCUGCCAGUGAAAAUACCACCUGCACCUCUCCGCAACAUGAUUGUCAACCCGAAUCUCGUGGCCGCUAUGCAUUGUGAUUUCUGCCUUCAAUUGUUCCGGGACAUAGCGAACAGAAGAGGUGCGGCAUCAGAACUAUAUCGAUCGGGAAAAUACCGAGCGGGGCGGUGUAGAAUGUGGACUGCUCGGAAGAAAACUACAUUGGAGCAGACGCAAGCACAGUGUUGCUUUUGUCGGACGGUGUCCCGCCACAUUGAGGACUCUUCACUGCUUGGUAUUCCUCUGGCAUACGGAAUAAUCACUAGAGAGAGCUGCAUUCAGUAUGAUCAACAUCUAUUGAGCCAGUUCGAGAUAGUGCUACAUAGCAAAGGACAACGCUUAAAAGCCAUACCAUUUGCCGUUUGGGCAGAUUGCGAUAGCCCUGCCUCUGCCACUUUUGUAGCUAGGCCACCGCUUCUUACUGCGAGUCUCGAUGAUGUUGGCGGGUUAGUCCGGUACUGGCUCAAUAUUUGCAUUUCGUCACAUAAAGCUUGUUCUAUCACAGACGAAACUCAACUGCCUACCCGCGUUUUGGAGAUAUCUGGCGACACAGCUACACCGUUUAUCAGAUUGCUAGAGACAGGCGGCAUGCAAGGACGCUACUGUGCAUUGAGCCAUUGCUGGGGAGCGCCUGACAAAAGACCUUUGUCAACUACACACGAGAAUGUUAGCGAACAUCUGGAUCGAAUACGACUUGAGAGCUUACCAAAGACUUUCAGGGAAGCAGUCAUGCUGACCUAUCGUAUAGGAAUUUCCUAUCUCUGGAUUGAUUCAUUGUGCAUCAUCCAAAAUGACAAGCAAGAUUGGCAUUCAGAAGCGAAAAAGAUGGGGGCAGUUUACAAGAAUGCGACCUUGGUUAUAGCUGCUGCUAGCUCGAAAGACUCCACAGAAGGACUCGGUCUCAAAGAACGACCGCAUCCGAUGACUGUGACAGCACCUUAUUUCGAUAAAGGCUUCUGUAAAGGGUCAUUCAAUCUAUCUGUCAUGGUAGAGAAGGACAAUGAAUUGCAAUCCGCACCGCUCAAUACAAGAGCUUGGGUACUUCAGGAGUGGUAUCUAGCACAAAGACUCCUAAUAUUCACAUCAUCUCGUCUUGCAUGGACUUGCGAGAGAUUAGAGAUGAAUGAGCGGGAAACAAAAGUUGACCUUGGGCUUUAUGCCGCCAUAUCAUGGCUCAAUCUAUUAGACGAAUAUUCGGGAAAGAAACUAACGUAUUCCUCCGAUCGUCUGUACGCUCUCCAGGGAAUAGUUGCCGAGAUGAAAAACACUCGACAAGACCGGUAUUAUCAACAAUAUGGAGUUUGGGAGAAUCAACUACUAGAUCAGUUACUUUGGAUAAAUGCAGCUGGCUGCCCGGAAGGAGGCUCGUUGGAGCUGCCCACAUGGACAUGGGCGGCUACUGAAUGGCGUAAACGCUGGAUGCUGACGGAUGUGGACGAGGAAUUCAUAGAUGAAAGCAUGCUGAAGCAGAUAUUAAUCACUGAAAUAGGCUCGAUCAAGGCCCUUGGUCAAAUGGCACGGUAUAAGCCUGUCCUGCAAUGGGACUUCCGCGUAACCUGUUCGGUCUUGAACAACUCCUUUCCAUACGGAAUGGUCAUCCAUUACGAGAAUCAGAUGUUCCCCACAUAUUUUGGGGAUGGAACCAUACCUUGUCUCUUAGUUGCAGAUAGCAUACUGAACGAAUCUGUCAUGGGCAUAGCGGUAUUUGAUAGUCACAGAGAGCAUGUGCUACACGCAAGAUGUUUCUUUAUGGUAUCGACAUUGCGAAAAGAAUAUGUCAAGUCAGACGUUCCUAUGGACUCCGCGAGUUCUGACACGGACGAAGAUCUUGAUACAUCCGAAUCAGACAAUGUAUCCCAGGUGGCUGCAGAUGACACUUCACCAAGUCUUCCAGGUGUGGGCUCAUUCUCCAUGGAGGUCGAUAGUGAUGAUAGAGUGACCUUUGAGCGUUCUGUAGAUGCAGAUGAGAGCCCACAUCACGCAAAGAAUAAAUAUGGAUCUUCUGAACGAAGUCAGCAUCCAUAUUCACCAAUUGAGAAGAAUUGUCGCUCAUCCGUAGAAGAAAAAGCUAUCAAUGCAGAUAACGAAGAAGACAAACAGAAGGAUGAAGACGACGAAGAUGACGACGAAGACGAUGAAGACGACAAUGAUUGGCAUAUAGUGAGCAACAACCCUUCCAGUACCUAGUACUACGAGUACUUACAGACUAUAGGCCGAAGAGAUAGUUCGAUUAGCACGUACGACCAGCCAUGUCUACUGGGCUUUGUUGCUUGAGCCAAUCGGUGAGGGAAAAUACAAGCGAGUGGG